AUGCUUGAAAAAUGGAAAAGUUCAUAUUUUGAAAUGCAGCUAAAAAUAGAACUUUCUGGUAAAGGUCAAAGAUGGGAAUUUGACAAGAAGAAACUUUUUAAGGCAACUGACUACAUGGCUUCUGUCUGUAGAGAUCUUUACCAGUUUGCCAAGGUGUUGCAAGAUUUUCAGAACAUUUAUGGUCCAGAGCUGAAGUCUAUUAUCAGUGAUCCUGCACAAAUUGAUGCAGUUGUGAAACGUGUUGAAGCACUUGUGGUACCAAUUGAGGAAGUUGACUUUGAUAUCUUUAGUGAUAAGAAUGAAGUUAAUUGGCAAGACAUAAUGACUAGUUUCUAUAAGGAGGUAGAGCUACUGGAGAAUGAAGCAAAAUAUUUCAUUGAUGAAUGCUUCAAGAUUCUGAGAUCUUCAGAUGAUGCAUUAGAUAUGCUGCUGAAAUUUAAGCACAUAGAAACGAGAGAAGCCAUUCAGAAGCAGCUAAUGUUGAAAUUUGAUCAUAUAAUGCGGCAGUUUAAUAAGGAAAUAUCUGCUGUGGAAGUUGAGUUUACGGCAUUUGCUAGCUACUUAAACAUUGCCAGACAGAUGAAAGCAUUUGAAGAGACAAAGUUUGAACAAUGGAAGGCAAGUGUCAUACCAAAUAUAUCUACAUUGAUGAAGAAGAAUGUCCUCAAAAUUGUUUCAAAAGAUCCAGAAAAGGAGGAAGAAGAAAUGUUAGCUGCUGCAUAUACGCAGAAAAAAGUAAGUGGUCAAUCUGGUGCCAUGGUUGGCUGUACUGAAGCUAGCUCUGUGGAAACAGCAUCCACCGCUAGCCCCAGUCCAGGUAGCAGUAGAAUCAAAGGAAGUGUUCGCCGCUCAGGUCCUGGAAUGGCAGCUGCUGGAGUGGCACUAAAAUGGGUAGCCAAGCAUAAGUCAGGUGCUACGAGCAGUAGAGGUGACACAACAUCUCCUGGUCAACAGGCCCCUACAAUUUCUGAGGCUGAGGAAGUAGGUAUUCUUGCUAAACGUGGCCUACGAUUUGCUCCAAAUCUUGAUCCGUACCUCACCGACAUCAUAGCAGAAGCAGAACUGAUGGGUCAGUUGGGUCUACCACUCCCCCCACAAGUUCGCGACUUGGCUGCACAGAAGGAAAGACUGCAGACUGAUCUGGAAUAUGUCACGAGAGUUGCUGAUGAAUAUGGACGUUUAGUUGACAGCUUAACAGCACCAGAGGUACAUUUUCUUCGAGACCAUCUACAUGAAGCUGAAAGUCACAUACUGCCUGGGGCAGUCCGUCUUAACUGGAUGUCAUUGGGCAUACCACAGUACGCAGAUGAUUGUCAGAGCGCUUUGCGCACGCUUGAAUCAAUGGUGUACCAAGUGCGGAAAGUUGGCAAUGAACUACGUGUGCGCACUCAGCAACUUGAGAGCUACAACUUAUUCCAAGCCACUUUGCCUGACAUGUCAGAUCCUGAUAAUGUUGAAAGGCUUACCUGUAAGAAGUUCUUUGUUGAGAUGGAAAAAAAGCGCACUGAGCAGGCUCAGAAGAUGCAAGAGGUAUAUGGAAGUACUGGGCCAGUAAUGAUGAAACUUGAAAGUGUUGUCCUGCAAACAAGUACUGGCUGUUGCCCUCUUAUGAUACCUUACUAUGAGUUCUGGGAACAUGAGAUUUUCAUUUCACUUGUAAGGUCAGUACCUGAUGUCAGUAAUGUCACAAAUGUGGACAUUAUUUUAACAUUUUGCUAA
Molecule: messenger RNA, 1719 nt
Organism: Schistocerca cancellata (South American locust)
Lineage: Eukaryota; Metazoa; Arthropoda; Insecta; Orthoptera; Acrididae
Product: dynein axonemal heavy chain 10-like
Exons: 8
Coding region: 1-1719 (572 amino acids)
Source: RefSeq, a predicted model, not a curated record